This is a messenger RNA of Aspergillus pseudotamarii, 1016 nucleotides long. RefSeq lists its product as uncharacterized. The coding region runs from base 399 to 605 and encodes 68 amino acids. Lineage: Eukaryota; Fungi; Ascomycota; Eurotiomycetes; Eurotiales; Aspergillaceae. The record is from RefSeq and is a predicted model, not a curated record. The transcript has a single exon.
CAGCUCUGCGCUUCACUGGGCAGCAUCUUACGGGGAUCUAAGACUCCUCUCCAUACUGUGCUCCUAUCGUGCCAAUAUCAACUCACUCAUACGUGGACUUGCGCCGUUGCAUCAUGCUGUGAUGGCUGGGAAAUCUCAUGUAGUCAAAUGGUUCCUUUCUUGGGACCAUCUUGACGUCAACAUUCAGGACCUCUGGUACAAUACUGCUCUGCACUAUGCCAUUCGCCGGGAUAGCGAAGAAAUGGUAACUCUGUUACUUCAGAGCGAAAACAUCAACGUGAACAAGCAGGAUUUGCACGGAAUGACACCACUCCACCGAGCCAUCCUUGGUGGUAAUUUAUCGAUUAUCCAUAAACUUCUAAAGUGUCGCUCAAUUGACCUAGAACUUCGCGGAAUGGAUGGUCAUUUUGAGAUAUAUGAUAAAUCGCCGCCUCUGUAUAUUGCCACCCGCGUCCGCAACAUUAAUAUUGUCCGUCUUCUACUCUCGACUCCAGUUGAUGUCAAUAGCAGCACUGACUGUGGCCAGUCUGCAUUGCACCUCGCGACAGAGAAUGCCGACUGCGAGCUUCUCAAGCUGCUCCUCAAUCAUCCAGACAUCGAUCUAAACAUUAGAAACAAUGAUGGACAUACAGCUCUACAUAUAGCUAGCCGAUACGGACAUCAGUCGGUCGCGAAGCUUCUUGUUGAUAAACCCGGCGUGGAGAUAAACGCCAGAGACAAUCACGGACAAACUCCCUUAUGGUGGGCUACGAAGAAGAAUCACCCCUCUCUUGCCGAGCAGCUGAUAGCCCAGAGCUAUGUGGAUAUUAAUACUAUAGGCCAGGACUCCUCAACCUCUAUCCACCAUGCAGUUAAGAAUCAAAACUAUGAUUUGGCAAAGCUAUUGCUCAGUGAUGAUAGACUCGAUAUAAAUAUUUCUAACGGGAGUGACGAAACACCACUAGAGUCGGCAGUGAACAGAGGCGACAUUUACAUGGUCAAAAUUCUUCUCUCAUCUCCUGCUAUUGAGAUUGAAG